Molecule: messenger RNA, 1395 nt
Organism: Amphiprion ocellaris (clown anemonefish)
Lineage: Eukaryota; Metazoa; Chordata; Actinopteri; Pomacentridae
Product: transcription activator BRG1-like
Exons: 4
Coding region: 673-1044 (123 amino acids)
Source: RefSeq, a predicted model, not a curated record
CACCAGGAGUUAUCAAACUGAUGCUGAAAUCAAUUUGUUUUAUCAGUAAAUAUCAUUUGUAUUUGUCAGGCAGUUCUAAACAUGAGUUGUUCUUAUUAGCUGUCAAUCACAACCUGUGAUCUGAUCUGUCCAGCAGAGGGGAAAAGAUUUAAACUGAAAUAAAGUUCACCUGAUACACUUUGAAGAAACCAAAUGCUAGAAAUAUUCAGAUGUUUCUUCAAUGUAGCAUUAAAUUAGAUUGAGAGCAGACAUGUCUCUUUCUGCACUGUUGAGGGAAAUGUGCAUUAGUGUGAUCUCUGCUGAUGUUGGUUCUGUCCCAGUGAUUCCAUUCUAGGGAAAGUUAACUGUCAGGGAUUUACAGCCUGAUGGGAGUUUCUGCUUUCAUGAACCACAGGGUUUGUAGAAGUUGUGUUGGAUGUUGAGAGACAUGAAAAAGGUUGAAUGUUGAAAUAAUCCGUCACAUGAAAUGAGUGGGAAUCAGCCUGUAAAAUGUGCUCUUAUUGUGAAAGUCUGCCUGCUGCUUCCUCAUAGGUGGAGUCCUGACUGGUUCCAGGAAACAGAUCACCUGUCUGAGCGUCCAGGAGUGGACUGGAAACUUUCCUCUUCUUCUUCAGCGCUUUGAAUAAAGUGUGAAGGUAGAAAGUGUGUGUGAGCUGCUGUGAGUUGAGCAGCAUGGAUGAGUGUGAGGACAGAGAGGAGGGAGUCCCUCCCUCUAAAAGCUCUCUGUGUGGGGAACAGGAGAACCAGAGCAAAGCUCAGAGGAAUCCACCUGGACCUGGACCUGGACAUGGACCUGGACCUGGACCUGCAUCCAGCUGUGUGUCCUUCAAGAGUGACUGGUCUAAUGAUCGCCUCAUUGAAUUCGAAGAUCAUCAACCUCCUGCUGCAGAGAAAAUCCAUCAGAGACCAGAGUCCUCUGGACCUGGACAUGGACCUGGACCUGGACCUGGACCUGCAUCCAGCUGUGUGUCCUUCAAGAGCGACUGGUCCAAGGAAGAUCCUCUUGACUUUAAAGGAGAACCAGGUCCUGCUGCAGAGGGGUAAGAUGUUCAGAACAAGGUUUCAGAGCUGCUUGUUUGGUAGCAGUUUGGCUCCUCAUCAAACAGAACAAAUGUUUUGAAGAAGUGAUGCUAAUAAUGUGAACAUCAUCCACAGAGACAUUAAAAACAGAACCAGGUGGAUCACAGCAAGAACUCUGAGUUCACUAAAAUAUCAAGAAAUAGUUUUACUGGACAAAACUUCAGUUCUGUGAUCAUAUAAGCCUUGAUAGCCUGAAUGUUAGCCUGUAUGUUAGCAUGUAUGUUAGCCUGUACGUUAGCCUGUAUGUUAGCCUACAUUAGGGUUGCCACCCGUCACUUAAAAUACGGGAUCGUCCUUUCUUUGACAAUUAAUUGU